Molecule: messenger RNA, 776 nt
Organism: Panthera uncia (snow leopard)
Lineage: Eukaryota; Metazoa; Chordata; Mammalia; Carnivora; Felidae
Gene: BSX
Product: brain specific homeobox
Exons: 3
Coding region: 78-776 (232 amino acids)
Biological process (GO): regulation of DNA-templated transcription
Molecular function (GO): DNA binding; DNA-binding transcription factor activity, RNA polymerase II-specific
Source: RefSeq, a predicted model, not a curated record
ACUAGGCUUGCUGAGUCGCUGCCUGCUUCCUACACUUCGUCUCCGGCCCUCGCCCUGUGGCAGGCGCUUGGCUCAAGAUGAAUCUCAACUUCACCUCCCCUCUGCACCCGGCGUCUUCUCAGAGGCCCACGUCCUUCUUCAUUGAGGACAUCCUGCUGCACAAGCCCAAGCCGCUAAGGGAGAUGGCCCCUGAUCACUUCGCCAGCUCUCUGGCCUCCCGGGUGCCUCUCCUAGACUAUGGCUACCCCCUCAUGCCCACACCCACCCUCCUGGCUCCUCACCCUCAUCACCCUCUGCAUAAGGGAGACCACCACCACCCUUAUUUCCUCACCACCUCGGGGGUGCCGGUGCCGGCGCUGUUCCCGCACCCCCAGCACAGCGAGCUGCCGGGGAAGCACUGCCGCCGCCGCAAAGCUCGCACGGUUUUCUCGGACUCGCAGCUUUCCGGCCUGGAGAAGAGAUUCGAGAUCCAGCGCUACCUGUCCACGCCAGAGCGGGUGGAGCUGGCCACGGCCCUCAGCCUGUCCGAGACGCAGGUGAAAACGUGGUUCCAGAACCGGCGGAUGAAGCAUAAAAAGCAGCUGAGGAAAAGUCAGGAUGAGCCCAAAGCGCCCGAUGGGCUCGAGAGCCCCGAGGGCAGCCCUCGCGGCCCAGAGGCCGCAUCCGCCGAGGCUCGGCUGGGCCUGCCCGCCGGCCCCUUCGUGCUGACCGAGCCCGAGGACGAGGUGGACAUCGGGGACGAGGGGGAGCUCGGCUCGGGGCCGCACGUGCUCUGA